UCCUCUUUUACGCAACUUCGGCCGCCGAUUUCGAAAGCGGCCAAACGACUCGUGCCACUUGCCAAUAUCGGUGUCGUAUAUCAUUUUUUCCAAACAAUCGUUCUUCAGUACGAAUAAAAACCUCCCGGCGAAACGGUGGUGCAAACCAGCCGAAGACACUCCCGACUGUUUCGUCCACCGCGAGAUGGAAAGUUCCCCGUGUCGAUCCGAAAGCAACUGAAUCAAUCGACAAAAUGAAGUAUCGCCGGCAGAGCUUUAUCGUUUUAUUCGUUCUGUCUGGUCUGGCGACUCCUCGUUGCUCGAGCGAGGAGAUAACGCUGAGGAUCAACCUGGAAGAACCCGUCGCUGUGACUGAUGAGAAAUUUCUCAGUCUCACCAUUGAUCCAGUAACACUAUUAGCCGGGAAUGCGCUAAGCACGGAUUUCGAGAGGAGCAUAAAUCUAGCGAGAGCCUUGAGCCCUGCAUAUUUACGGUUCGGAGGACCACGUAAUUCCCUCUACUACUUUACCGAUCCGAAUUCUCAGGACGCCGAUGACGAGAGAAAAAUUGUAUCCGAGUCAGACUGGGUUCUGACCCAUCAAUGGGCGGAAAAGGCAGGAUUGGAUGUGAUCGCCUGCAUUUCGCCAGAGACUCGACAAAAGAGGUUCGAGGAGUCCGAAAAUGCGAGGGAGAUCAUUUCUUUCAGCGAUCACAUGGAUUUCAAUGCCAACUGGCAGCUGGGAUAUGAGUGCCAAAUUAGAUGCAAUCUAUCGGCUGGUGAUUUAGGGAAGCAGACGGUCGGCCUGCGAAAAGUAUUGGACGAAUACCCGAGAUACUCGAGCAGCGUCAUUACUGGACCCGAUGUCGUGGCUUAUAACAGCGUCAAGUACCAGGAGUAUCUUCGAGAUUACUUCGGCGUUGCCGCGCCUGCACUCUCGGCCGUCACGUGGCAUCCCGACUUCGACAGCGUUACUCUGGGAAACGGCGGAGCCUUCGUACAUCAGGAUAAUUUAGAGGAAGAGAAGGAGGAGAUGUUCAAAGUCAUAGGUCGUUUUAUAGAGAACAAACCACUAUGGAUUGCCGAGUCAAGCCCAGAAGAAUGCAAAAGCUCGUUCAUCGGAGCGCUCGUUUUGACUAGAAGGCUAGGAAACGCGGCGAAAUUAAACGUGAACGUGUUCAUGAGGCAACCGACCGACCUGACCCGACCAACUCCAGAUUACUGGGUUUCUCUUCUUCACAAAACUCUCGUCGAACGAGAAGUAUUCGACGCAAGGAUUCAAACUGGCAACGAGAAUCACGUAUAUCUUUAUUGCCAGUGCGCGAAAGCUUCCAACAGACACGAAAGAGGAUCCAUCGUGAUCUUUGGUGUGAAUUUGAGUCCAGAGGACAUCGCGAUUAAUUUCGAAGAGGCCGAGAUCACCACUGUUCACGAGUACAUUCUUUCGCCAGGUCUCGAUGCUCCUAACAGAAUGUUUGCCAAAACCAUUUUCUUAAACAACAAAUUGCUGACUUUAACCAACAACACUAUACCUGAGAUACGGCCGAAGAUUUUGAACGACACGAAAGGUGUGGAUUUUCAAUUACAAUCGGGUGACAUCGGUUUCUGGGUUGUUCCCGAUUUAAAGAUAAAAUCUUGCAUGAGAAGCGACGAAACAUCGAGAGCAAAACCCUCGCAUAAUUACAAAAACGUGGCGAACGUGAAGAUGCGGGUUAAAAGAUCUGUGCGUGAGCAUCGAGCAGCCGCAAUGAACGAAAUGAUGAACCGAAUAAACGACGGCUCGACGUUCAAGUCAAACGUUGAGAGAGAACUCAAGAGACUGAAGAGAUUCGUGAGAAGGAAGUUGGACGAUUACGAGAGUAGAUCGCUGUUAAAUAUCAGAGGAUUAUCCGACGAGAGGACCGGCGAUGUCUCGACGCAGCCGGAGGAAAACAUGCAGAAUAAAUUGCAGGAGUUCAAGAAGCGUCUCGCCCGUCUCAGAGGUCUGCUAACCUCGAGCGACACGAGGAUCGAAUUGAGGAAACCGAUUGCCGACCUCGUCACCGACGCCAUCUCCUUGAUGAUGAAGAUACAGAACACUCUGAAAGCCAUCAAGAAGCAAACCGGCCAGGAAAAUAGGAAAAGAUCGUCCGACAGUGUCAGAGAGUCUCUGAAUACUCUGUACGAGCGUUUAGCUCGCGGCAACUUGGACGAGCCGAUCGACAAUGAAAGGAGAGGGACGGAUCGAGAAUCUAAAAGGACCAGGAGAGAUCUACUCGCGGAGAUUGGAGGGUCUACGGCCUUGGAAAGGGACAGUCAUUUACGGAGAGCGGCCGGAUACGGCAGAGAUCGUAAAAGCGUGGAGUUGGAAAGCAACGACAGCGGUGGAAACACGUUCCGCGAACUUUUCGAGGCAAAUCCGGUGGAAGAUUUAUCGGAGGACGACGCGUUCUACGAACACUCCCCUCUAAACAGAGACUACGAUUACGUGUUCGUUGAAAAUUCUCCUUGGCGCCGCGAUCGUUCGAAGAACGACGAAUUAAAAAUUCGGAGGAAACUUUCGAAGAUGGAUUACGAUGCGGUGAACGAUCGUCCGUGGACUGGCCGCGAGAACACUUACGAUUAUCCCUUCUACGAGCGUGCAGAUCUCGUUGAAAGUUCAACGCCGUGGAAAGAUCCGACGGAACUAAAUUCGAAAGAGUCCAGCGAAGCGUGGGAGGAGCAAAUUUAUGAUCAUCGGGGAAUCAAUGGAUUUGUCAGUGGGGAGGAAUUUGACGUUGCGGAAACUGAAUCAAAUGAAAGUCACAAAGUUGAUAGAGACAGGUGGAAAGAAUUAAACGAUUAUCACGAGCCCGGUGACAUUGGUGUACGGAAUCACAGACCAGUACACAACCCUUUCAUCGAAUCUGAUGCCCCAUUUGUCACAGGAACCUAUAGAUCUCGAAAUAAUGACAGACUUGGCAAUGAGAAGGAAUUGAAAUUCGUAGGAACUCGGCCGAACGAAGAUCACAAAGUCCAAGACGAUAACGGUGGAUUAAGAGGAGCGAACGAUUACCACGAAUCCAUUAAUCUUCCGAAAAAUCAUAGACCCAUAUACAGCCCUUUGAUCGAACCCGGCGCGUCCGUUCUUCGAUAUAUAUUGACUGGACAGCCAUCGAACGAAAGAAAGAAUUAUUAUGCAAAGAAAAAAUCUCCCCCUGAUUACUAUCCAAGUUCUAUGGGGAAAGGACCGGAUUUCACGAUCGGAUCUGAUUAUCGUGGAAAUAAAAGAUCGAGGAGAAGGGACGAAGAUCUGCACGCGAUGUUCGACGAAGAGAUGAUCAACGAGGACGACGCGAACUCGAGGGACUGCAAGUGCAGGAUGGUUAGAAAUUCGAAAAGCUGCAGCUGCCGAUCGAAGAGAGACGCUGUUGAAUCUUUGGAAUCAUUGGAGUUCGAGGUUCAUCAAAUUCCAGUCGCCGGGCAACUGAGCAAGGACAUAGUUAAAUCGAGCAUACGCGAAGAUACGGACGUUGAGGUAUUUUCAGAAUUCAACGGGCACCCGUUCGAGAAAAAAUUGCAAACUGAAUCUUCGAGUCCGGGAAUUAAUGGAGAAUCAGAUGUACGAGAAUCCUCAGAAAUCAAAGAUUCACGCCUGAAACCGGAUCUCCUCGUUCCACAGCCUUUAAUCACUGACGAAGCGUACGAAACAACGUUUGCAACGCUGAUAACACUCGGGGAUCCUUACGAGAAAAUGGAAUCACAAACUGAACCGAGCGAAGGUGUAGAAUCUUCGGCGAUCAGAAGCAUAAGUUCGGAUCCUUCGAUUCGGCAGCCAUUGAUCAACGACGAACGCGAAGAGGCAUUCGCGACGUUGACAAAACGGAACCGUUUCGAGAAAGCGGAAUUGGAAGGCAGCUCGAAGCCAAAGAUCAGUCGUGACACGAUGUCAAAGUCUGAAUCGUUGAAAUCGGCUGAAACGAACUUGGAGGAUUUGAACGAAGACGUACUUGAUCGUUCGGACGUGGAAGAAUUUUCAGUGCUCGCAGCCGCGAGUACACCCGCGGAGAACUGGGAAUUACAGGACGAGUCCUCGUCGAACGUGGAAAUUGUACGAAACGAGAAGACACCGCGUUCGUCGCAAAUUGAAACGAGCGUGGAGAGCAAUCGCGAGAUCCCCUCGCUGCAAAGCAGAACGGACUUUGAAACGUCGUCGACUUCGGACUUGAAAGCGCGCGACGAGAGCACGUUUUUUCUCUGUGGGCCUGACGAGAAGAGGGAGGAGGCGGCGGCGAUUAAUACUGCGAAGUAUACUGCGUUUAAUCGCGAAAGUUCUACGCCCGCCGUUGUCGUUGGCGAGGAGGAGGGGAAUGCAAAGGAGAAAGGAGAUGCCGAGGAGGCCGCGGCUCCGGGAGCGGAAAGUUCAAGCACGACAGUUGAGGCGGUUUCCUCUUUAUCAGAGGGAACUAUCGGACAAGAAUCUGAAAACAAUUACGAUAACGGUAACGUUGUCGGAGCGAACUCGAAACGGGAGGCCAAACUCCGUGAGGCGCAACUCCCCCGUGAAAAAGCCGAGCUCGCGAGCCUCCCCGCUCAGACUAAGAGGAGAUUAAACGUGUUUAAGCCGCGGGCGUCGAAGACGGUGGAAACACUCAACGCGUUGAAAGAUCUGUUCCUCAAAUUAAAAGAAGAAACGCGCGGCACAACGUCCGCCGCAAGGCGGCGAUCGCGGAUCAACAAGCAGAGAAACGAAACGAGGCAGAUGAAAGAAUUGCGGAGGAAAUUGCGGGAUAAGAGGCAGAUGAUACUGCAGAAAUUCGAGAGAGGCAUCCGCGGUAUGAUAGAUAACACGGAGCAAGACCCGGAGUGGAGAAAGUUAAAAAGGAGGGAAGCGUGGGAGAGGAUCCGAGACAGUGAAGAUUUUCGAGAUAUGAUUGAUCGCGAGAAACUGGCUUACGCGUUGAUGUAUCAACCGGCCAAGUACCAUUCGAAGAGGGAGGUUGACUCGAGCGAAGAAGCCGAGAUGAUGGAAGUACCGGAAGUAACCGAGAUCGUCCGAGCGAGGAACGUUAGACGGAGAGUUUUUAAUCCGAGCGAUCGGGGUAACUUCCGCGACGCCACGAUCGUGGAACAUCCCGAGCCUGGUAAAUUAAGAAAGAAGAUUAUACAACUGGCCAAUUUGCAUCGGGGUGAAAAGCCGAGUAGAGGAAAAUCUGAGAGCAAGGGGAGCAACAACAAGGUUUAUCUCGCCGUGGUGGAGGACAUCGAGAGACCGCGAAUAUUUUAUUACGAGGAAGAUCCGGAAAACGAAGAAGAGAAUAGGGACGCGCAGGCACGCUCUCUCUAUAGCAGUAAGUACAAUCGGCCGCUACAGAAGCCUUAUCGCGAAAGUCUUAAAGCCGUUCAAUAUUCCGAGGAAGAGGAUCAGGAAGAAUCAGAUGAACUCCCCGAGGGCAGAGAAAUAUACAUAAUCGAUCCGUCCGAGUACAAAGGAGGGGAUCCACCGAUGCAAUUGUACGGAACUCCGUCGAAAUCGAGGAUUAAUUUGAAGAAAAUAAUCAACUGGAAACCUAGUUCAAGCUACAAGUCCUACGAAACGCGUCAACCGGCGCGGAGGCACGAUGAAAUCCCGGACGAGAAUUCCUCGGAUGCGAUCAUCGAGGAAAUUGUCAGAACUAUAUUCGACAACGUCGACUCUCGGGUCGAAAAGCUUUUUAAAAAAUCGGCGAGACUCGACGAAGAGGAAGACACAGACGAACGUGAAGAGAACGAAGAAAAUUACGAGACGAGUGCGCAAUCUUCGGAGAAAACUGACGCGCAAGGUGUCAGAUAUCUGAGGGAGAGUGAUCGAGAUGUUUCGGAGGAAGAAACGCAAACUGAGGAGGACGAUGUUUCCGUAUCGCUAAUUUCUCGAGAAAACGCCACGGACGCUAAUAUUUCUGUCGAAGAUUCGAAAGAGGAAGACGCUGCGCGUGUCCGAGAACAAAGGGACGUUGGAUCGAAAGAAUAUUUUACGCCUGUGCCCAUUUUCAUGCGCGAAAUAUCGGACGUAAGCCGGAAAAGUGAAUCAAUUAACGAUUUACAUCCGAAGCAGAAUUCAGAGAAGAUUCCAUCUGGGCCGAAAAUUGAAAAGGCGAGAGGACAUCUCGAGACAAAGAAGUUGUACGGUAAAACAUUGGCGAGUAUGAAGAAACAAAUUUAUUUAACGAGUAAAAGCGACGAGUCUAAAAAAUAUGAAAAUUUCCCGAAAAAUCUGAGAAUUUUAAGUUCCUUGACAUCGAAGUCGUACGAUCACUUUGGUGAAGUAGGUUCUGUUGAAUACUCGUCGAUCGAGGUGAAUCCGAUUGUUGGAGCAAGAGAUCUGUAUGGAAAAAUUUCCAAAGACUGCCAUGGUGCAUCAGACACCGUGGGGAUAGAUCCAGAAUUGGAUAAAAGUAAGAAACGUUCAGACGAUGCCUCGUACGGAGAUGAGAGUGUUCCCAACAUGCAAGAGCUUCGUAACGAAAAGGAAGAUAAAGAUAAUAAAGAAGUGGAUUUAAAGGAAGCACCGUUUUCUGAUGUACCUGAAACAAUGAGGGUGUUGCCAUGGAUAAGAAAAUCUAAUAGACUCCGAAGGGAAGCAACGAAUCAAGAGACCAACGAAAAUAACAAAGCGGAGAAGGUGCAGCCGUCUGAAUUGCAACAUCUAGAUUUAGAUGGAUCUUCCAGCCCGAGGAACCUGAUAUCUAGUCAGAUCGAUGACGUCGAGAAAUCGCUGAUUCAGAAGAUAUCACUUGAAAAAUUCUCGACUUCGAGAAGGAAUGCCAACAAGAGGAAGAAUAUCAAGAGAAACAACGACGAUGGAUUGUCGUCUCUUUUGCAGAGAAGCAUACCAAAGUUGGGGAACGUAGUGAUGAACGGAUUGAAUAAAGCGGAGAAUUUUACUGGAUCGGUGGAACGGUUAAUUAUGAAUCUGGAUGAGAAGUACAACAAAACUUUGAAAGAGGAGCAACGAAGAGAUUCCACGAGUACUAGGUCAAUUGGUCCUACUGAGAAUGUUCUUCACAAUGCGGUAGCGAAUGUGAAGAAGAUUUUUAUACUGCUCAGCGGGAUCACUAAUCUUCUUCAGGGUAAUCAACAGUAACGCGAACGCUACACAAUUUGUAAAAUGAACUCUGCUCUU
Molecule: messenger RNA, 7097 nt
Organism: Frieseomelitta varia
Lineage: Eukaryota; Metazoa; Arthropoda; Insecta; Hymenoptera; Apidae
Exons: 11
Coding region: 234-7058 (2274 amino acids)
Cellular component (GO): extracellular matrix
Source: RefSeq, a predicted model, not a curated record